Heteronotia binoei (common prickly gecko) is the source of this 9984-nucleotide messenger RNA. It is a transcript of the gene NOTCH1, whose product is annotated as notch receptor 1. Lineage: Eukaryota; Metazoa; Chordata; Lepidosauria; Squamata; Gekkonidae. The record is from RefSeq and is a predicted model, not a curated record. Gene Ontology annotation, molecular function: signaling receptor activity; Notch binding; calcium ion binding. The transcript is spliced from 35 exons. Gene Ontology annotation, cellular component: membrane. Bases 1 to 7560 code for a protein of 2519 amino acids. Gene Ontology annotation, biological process: regulation of developmental process; multicellular organism development; cell differentiation.
AUGGUGGAGUUCUGCGUGGAUGGGAGAGCGAGAAUGGCACUGUGCCGAGGUUUCCAGUGCACAUCGCCUGUUGAAUCCUGCCUGAAUGGUGGAAAGUGUGAGGUGUUUCCCAAUGGAACAGGGCUGUGCUUGUGCCCCAGUGCUUUUUUUGGCAACCGCUGCCAGCUGCUGAGCCCAUGCCACAGCUCUCCCUGCAAGAAUGCCGGCACCUGCCACACUGUCAUCCGUGGUAAUACUGUGGACUACACUUGCACAUGCCGCUUGGGCUUCACUGACCGGCUUUGCCUGACUCCCGAGGAGAACGUCUGCCUCAGCAGCCCCUGCCGCAAUGGAGGGACCUGCGAACUCCUCACGCUGACAGAGUACAAGUGCCGCUGCCCCCCAGGCUGGUCAGGUAAGACCUGCCAGCAAGCAGAUCCAUGUGCCUCUAACCCCUGUGCCAAUGGUGGGCAGUGUGUGCCUUUUGACUCGAGCUACGUGUGCAAGUGUACACUAGGCUUCCAUGGAGCCAACUGCAAGGAAGAUGUCAAUGAGUGCAGCCGCACACCGCCCAUUUGCAAGAAUGGCGGGACCUGUGUCAAUGAGAUCGGCUCCUUCCAUUGCUCCUGCAGGCAGGCUUAUACAGGACAAACCUGUGAGCAGCUCUAUGUGCCUUGCUAUCCCUCCCCCUGCCAGAAUGGGGGCACCUGUCGCCAAACAGGGGACACCGCCUAUGAAUGCACCUGCCUUCCAGGUUUUACUGGACAGAACUGUGAGGAGAAUCUUGAUGAUUGCCCAGGAAACAGCUGCAAGAAUGGAGGCACCUGUGUGGAUGGGGUAAACACCUACAACUGUCAAUGCUUGCCUGAAUGGACAGGCCAGUACUGCACUGAAGAUGUGGAUGAAUGCCAGUUGAUGCCCAAUGCUUGCCAGAAUGGUGGUACCUGCCACAACACUCAUGGUGGCUACAAUUGUGUGUGUGUCAAUGGCUGGACAGGCGAGGACUGCAGCGAGAACAUCGAUGACUGUGCCAGUGCAGCCUGCUUUGUUGGGGCCACUUGCCACGAUCGUGUGGCUUCCUUCUAUUGUGAAUGCCCACAUGGACGAACAGGUUUGUUGUGCCACCUCGAUGAUGCUUGUAUCAGCAAUCCGUGUAACGAAGGCUCCAACUGCGACACCAACCCUGUCACUGGCAGGGCCAUCUGCACCUGCCCAUCAGGCUACACGGGACCUGCUUGCAACCAGGAUGUGGACGAAUGUUCUCUGGGUGCCAAUCCUUGUGAACAUGCUGGGAAAUGUCUCAACACAGAGGGAUCUUUCCAGUGUCAGUGUCAACAGGGCUACUCUGGCCCUCGGUGCGAGAUUGAUGUCAAUGAAUGCUCCUCAAACCCAUGCCAGAAUGAUGCCACCUGUUUGGACCAGAUUGGAGUCUUCCACUGUAUUUGCAUGCCAGGAUAUGAGGGCGUUUAUUGUGAGAUCAACACAGAUGAGUGCGCUAGCAGCCCCUGUCUCCACGAUGGGAUCUGCAUGGACAAGAUCAACGAGUUUGUUUGCGAGUGCCCCUUAGGCUUCAGUGGCCACCUGUGCCAGAAUGACAUUGAUGAGUGUGCCAGCACACCCUGCAAGAAUGGAGCCAAGUGUGUGGAUGGCCCCAACUCCUACACCUGUGAAUGUGCAGAAGGUUUUGCUGGCUCCCACUGUGAAACUGACAUUGAUGAAUGUGACCCAGACCCCUGUCACUAUGGGACCUGCCGCGAUGGCAUUGCCACCUUCACAUGCCUCUGCCAGCCUGGUUAUACUGGCCACCGCUGUGACAUCAAUGUGAAUGAAUGCCAGAGCCAGCCUUGCAAGAACGGAGGGACUUGCCAGGACAGGAACAAUGCGUAUCACUGCCUCUGCCUCAAAGGGACAGCUGGACCUAAUUGUGAAAUCAACGUAGAUGACUGUGCCAGCAACCCUUGUGACUAUGGCAGAUGUGUGGACAAAAUCAAUGGUUAUGAAUGCACAUGUGAGCCAGGAUACACAGGGAGAAUGUGCAACAUCAACAUUGACGAAUGUGCCAGCAACCCUUGCCACAAUGGUGGUACAUGCAAGGACAGCAUCAACGGUUUCAUGUGCAUCUGCCCUGAAGGGUUCCACGACGCCAUGUGCCUCUCAGAAGUGAAUGAGUGUAACAGCAAUCCCUGUAUUCAUGGGAAAUGCAAUGAUGGGCUGAAUGGCUACAAAUGUGACUGUGAUCUGGGCUGGAGUGGUACAAACUGUGACAUCAACAACAACGAGUGUGAAUCCAACCCAUGCAUGAAUGGUGGCUCUUGCAAGGACAUGACCAGCGGCUACAUCUGCACCUGUCGGGAGGGUUUCAGCGGUCCCAACUGCCAAACCAAUAUCAAUGAAUGUGCUUCCAACCCUUGCCUCAAUCAAGGAACUUGCAUUGAUGAUGUUGCCGGCUAUCAGUGCAGUUGCCUGCUACCAUACACUGGGUCCAGUUGUGAGAAUGUGCUGGCUCCUUGUGCAAACUCUCCCUGUAAGAAUGGUGGGGAAUGCAGAGAGUCUGAAGACUACAAGAGCUUCUCGUGUGCCUGCCCUCUGGGGUGGCAAGGACAAACUUGUGAGAUUGACAUCAAUGAAUGUGUGAAGAGCCCCUGUCAGAAUGGUGCCGUGUGUCAGAACACAAACGGGAGCUAUCGCUGCCUCUGUAAGCCCGGGUUCAAAGGCCCCAGCUGUGAGACAGACAUCGACGAUUGCCAUCCUAACCCAUGCCACAAUGGGGGCUCCUGCUCCGAUGGCAUCAACGCUUUCUUCUGCGACUGCCAGGCAGGAUUCCAGGGUCCCAAGUGCGAGGAGGACAUCAACGAGUGUGCCAGCAACCCCUGCAAGAAUGGGGCCAACUGCACGGACUGUGUGGACAGCUACACCUGUACCUGCCCCUCUGGCUUCAGUGGAUUCCAUUGUGAGAAUAAUACACCUGACUGCACAGAAAGCUCCUGUUUCAAUGGGGGAACAUGUGUGGAUGGGAUCAACACUUUCACCUGCAUGUGCCCACCUGGCUUUACUGGCAUCUACUGUGAGCAUGACAUCAAUGAAUGUGACUCCAAGCCUUGCUUGAAUGGAGGCACCUGCCAGGACAGCUAUGGGACUUACAAGUGCAUUUGCCCUCAGGGCUACACAGGCCUCAGUUGCCAGAACUUGGUGCGCUGGUGUGACUCCUCCCCUUGCAGAAAUGGUGGGAACUGCCUGCAGAAAGGCAACCUGUACCGGUGUGUGUGCCCCAGAGGCUGGACAGGCAUCUACUGCGACGUCCCCAACGUCUCCUGUGAGGUGGCAGCUAAGCAGCAAGGGGUGGAUGUAGCACACCUGUGCAGGAACUCGGGCCUCUGCAUGGAUACAGGCAACACCCACUUCUGCCACUGCCAAGCUGGCUACACAGGCAGCUACUGCGAGGAGCAGGUGGAUGAGUGCUCCCCAAGUCCGUGUCAGAAUGGAGCCACUUGCACUGACUACCUGGGAGGCUACUCGUGUGAGUGUGUUCCUGGCUAUCAUGGGGUCAACUGCUCAGAGGAGGUAAAUGAAUGCCUUUCUCAGCCCUGCCAGAAUGGAGGCACAUGCAUUGACCUCAUCAACACCUACAAAUGUUCUUGCCCUCGAGGAACUCAAGGGGUGCACUGUGAAAUCAACGUGGAUGACUGCAGUCCCUUCUUUGAUGCCAACACCUUGGCACCGAAGUGCUUCAACAAUGGGAAGUGUGUGGACAGAGUCGGGGGCUACAGCUGCAUUUGCUCACCAGGUUUUGUGGGGGAGCACUGUGAGGGGGAUGUCAAUGAGUGCCUCUCCAACCCAUGUGACCAACGCGGGACCCAGAACUGUGUCCAGCGCAUUAACGAUUACAUUUGCGAGUGCCGACCGGGCUACUCAGGACGGCAUUGUGAGAGCGUGGUGGAUGGCUGUCGGAACAAACCCUGCAGGAAUGGUGGAACCUGUGCAGUUGCCAGCAACACACAGCAUGGUUAUAUUUGCAAAUGCCCCUCAGGUUUUGAAGGCGCAACUUGCGAAAAUGAUUCCCGCAGCUGUGGGACCCUUCGCUGCCUUAAUGGCGGGACCUGUGUCUCCAGCCCAAAGGGUUCCAAGUGCGUGUGCAUGCUUGGCUUCAUGGGCCCUGUGUGCCAGUUCCCCCCCAACAGCCCUUGCCACUCAAAUCCCUGCUACAACGGGGGCACGUGUCAGUUUGCCAAAGAGCCACCCCAUUAUCAGUGCUAUUGCCCUCUCAACUUCAACGGGCUCAACUGCCACAUCCUGGACUUUGACUUCCCUGGGGGCAAGGGUCAAGACAUCCCGCCCACCUCCUUUGAGGAGAAAUGCGAGAUCCCGGGUUGCGCCAGCCAAGCGGGUAACAAGUUCUGUGACACCAAGUGCAACAACCAUGCCUGUGGCUUGGAUGGAGGGGACUGCUCACUCAACUUCAACGACCCCUGGAAGAACUGCUCGCAGUCCCUGCAGUGCUGGAAGUACUUCAAUGAUGGGAACUGCGACACCCAAUGCAACAACGCCGGGUGCCUCUAUGAUGGCUUCGAUUGCCAGAAGGUGGAAAGGCAGUGCAACCCUCUCUAUGACCAAUACUGCAAGGACCAUUUCUCAGAUGGCCACUGUGACCAGGGGUGUAACAAUGCAGAAUGUGAGUGGGAUGGCCUGGACUGUGCCAAUAAUAUGCCCGAGAAGCUUGCAGAUGGCACCCUGGUGGUGGUGGUUCUGAUUACACCAGAGAACCUGAAGAACAACUCCUUCAACUUCCUGCGGGAGCUCAGUCGUGUCCUGCACACCAAUGUGGUCUUCAAAAAAGACACCAAGGGGGAAUACAUGAUUUUCCCCUACUAUGGGAACCGUGAAGAGCUGAAGAAGCAUCACAUUAAGCGGUCGACAGAGAGCUGGUUGGAUGUGUCCAGUGCAGUCUUCCAAGUGAAGACCUCCCUGUACUCAAGGGUAACUGGGAGGCAGAGAAGAGAGUUGGACCAGCUGGAUAUCUAUGGCUCCAUUGUCCAUUUGGAGAUUGACAACCGGCAGUGCAUCCAGUCCUCCUCACAGUGUUUCCAGAGCACCACUGACGUUGCAGCCUUCCUUGGCGCCUUGGCCGCUCUUGGCAACCUGGACAUUCCCUACAAAAUUGAAGCUGUUAAGAGUGAAAUUGCCGAUCCUCCAGGGAGCACACCGUGGUAUCCCAUGUAUGUAGUUGUGUCCACUCUUGUCCUCCUGCUUAUUGUUGGUGUCGGUGUGUUGGCAUCGCGCAAGCGACGGAGAGAACAUGGACAGCUCUGGUUUCCCGAGGGCUUUAAAGUGACAGAAUCAAGCAAGAAGAAACGGCGGGAACCCCUUGGGGAGGAUUCUGUGGGGCUGAAACCCUUGAAGAACGUUUCUAAUGGCACUCUGAUGGAUGACAACCAGAACGAAUGGGGUGAUGAAGAGACUUUAGACACCAAGAAGUUCAGGGUGGAGGAGCAGGCUAUGCUGCCAGAUGUGGAUGACCAUACAGACCACAGGCAGUGGACACAGCAGCACCUGGAUGCAGCCGACUUACGCAUUUCCUCCAUGGCUCCCACCCCUCCGCAAGGUGAAAUCGAUGCUGAUUGUAUGGACGUCAAUGUACGAGGACCAGAUGGAUUCACUCCACUCAUGAUUGCCUCGUGCAGCGGAGGGGGGCUGGAAACAGGCAACAGCGAGGAAGAGGAGGAUGCCCCGGCAGUCAUAUCGGAUUUCAUCUACCAGGGGGCCAGUUUGCACAGUCAGACCGACCGCACGGGGGAGACAGCACUCCACCUGGCUGCCCGAUAUUCCCGCUCAGAUGCUGCCAAGAGGCUUCUGGAAGCCAGUGCUGAUGCCAACAUCCAGGAUCACAUGGGCAAGACUCCGCUCCAUGCGGCUGUGUCAGCAGAUGCUCAGGGUGUCUUUCAGAUUCUGAUCCGGAACAGGGCCACCGACCUGGAUGCCCGCAUGCAUGAUGGGACGACGCCUUUGAUCUUGGCUGCCCGCCUGGCUGUGGAAGGCAUGCUGGAGGACCUCAUCAACUGCCAUGCAGAUGUUAAUGCGGUGGAUGAUCUAGGAAAAUCUGCUCUGCACUGGGCUGCAGCUGUGAAUAAUGUGGAAGCUGCAAUUGUGUUGCUGAAAAAUGGGGCCAAUAAAGACAUGCAGAACAACAAGGAGGAGACCCCUCUGUUCCUUGCAGCCAGAGAAGGGAGCUACGAAACAGCCAAGGUUCUCCUGGACCACUUUGCCAACCGAGACAUCACAGACCACAUGGAUCGCCUGCCACGGGACAUUGCCCAGGAGCGCAUGCACCAUGAUAUUGUGCGCCUCCUGGAUGAGUACAACCUCGUGCGGAGCCCACCUUUGCACAAUGGGUCUAUGGGGGCUCCCACACUCUCACCACCCCUGUGCUCACCUAGCAGCUAUAUUGGCAACUUGAAGCCAGCUCUCCAGGGCAAGAAAGCCAGGAAGCCAAGCACCAAAGGGCUCAGUUGUAAUGGGAAGGAGUCCAAGGACAUCAAGGCCCGCAGGAAGAAAUCCCAGGAUGGGAAAGGCUGCUUGCUGGACAGCUCCAGCGUACUCUCCCCAGUGGACUCUUUGGAGUCUCCCCGUGGGUACCUGUCAGACGUGGCCUCCCCUCCUUUAAUGACCUCAUCCUUCCAGACAUCUCCCUCCAUGCCUCUCAACCAUUUGCCUGGCAUGCCUGACGCCCACAUGAGCAUCAGCCACCUCAACAUGGCAGGCAAGCAAGACAUGCCCAUGGGCACCAGCCGGAUCCAGCCUUUCGAUGCAGUGCCCCCACGUCUCUCCCACUUACCUGUCUCCAGCCCAAAUGCCCUCAUGAGUUUCACGGUGAGCGGGCCUCCCAGCCUGAAUGGGCAAUGCGAUUGGCUGAACAGGCUGCAGAACGGCAUAGUGCAGAACCAGUACAACCCCCUGCGGAAUGGCAUCCAGCAAAACCAAGCUCUGCAGCAGCACGGGCUAAUGACUUCCUUGCACAAUGGCCUGCCCACCACCACUCUGUCCCAGAUGAUGAGCUAUCAGACCAUCCCCAGCAGCCACCUGCCGGCAAGCUCACAACCACACUUGCUGCAGGCUCAGCAGCUGCCACAGAUCCAGCCACAGCAAAACGUGCAGCAGCCGCCCCCCCAUGGCACCACCUCAAAUGCUAACGCCCAUAUCAGCCAAAACUUCAUGGGGAAUGAGCUGAGCCAGCCCGACAUGCAGCAAGUGACCACCGGGGGCACUUUGGCCAUCCAUCCCAUCAUGCCUCAAGAUACCCAGAUCGUUGCCACCUCCCUGCCAUCCACCCUCACCCAGCCUAUGACCACCACUCAGUUUCUCACACCGCCUUCUCAACACAGCUAUUCCUCCCCACUGGACAACACUCCGAGCCAUCAGCUGCAGGUGCCUGACCAUCCUUUCUUGACACCUUCCCCGGAGUCCCCAGACCAGUGGUCAAGCUCAUCUCCUCAUUCCAACCUGUCUGAUUGGUCAGAAGGCAUCUCAAGCCCUCCUACCAGUAUGCCAUCAUCACAAAUGGGACACAUCCCAGAAGCCUUCAAGUAAAAGGGAUCAUCUCCAAACUUCCUUCUCAACAAGAGUGACUUGGAGAGUUCUCUUUGAACAAAUAUGCUCAGAACUGGACUGGAGCAAUUUUUUUUUAAAGUCUAUAUAUAUAUUUUUACAUACAAAGUAAGAUGGAACAUUUUAAUUUUUUUUCUUUUUUAGUAUUUAUUUAUGUACUUAUUUUACAUGAAAACCUUUAUUUAUAUAUCCUUUUUUUGCUGUGUUCCAGAAAUAACAUCUUAAUGAGGCUUGGUUUCUUAUUGUUUUGUUCUGCUUUUUAAAUUGUGUGUGCUGGGAAGAUUUUCUGCUAUAAAGCUAUAAGCAAAAAAUAUUUAUUGAUUGGGGUUGUUCUUGUUGGUUUUGAAAACCUGAAAAAAUUGGGGGAAAGAAAACUGAAAAAGUUGACUUGGUUUUUUGAAAGAACCCUAGCUUAAAAUGUUUAGGCUGAUGUUGGGAAUAUUCGGGUACCUACCUUGAAUCUUGGUUUAAAGGUUUCAGUAUUACAGAGCUGUAUGUACAAUUGUCUCUCUCUGCUAAUAGCACAUCAGGCCCUUUUAUUUAUUUUUAAAUGCUGCCUAUGAUCAGAAAAUCAGGAUCGCAGGUUCUAAGCUACAAAUAAAAUCCAGGCACUUCACCCCACCUCCAAAAAGACUUGGGCCCAAUCCUGUGGAAUAAUAAAACAAGAAAACUUGUGGGAUGAUCUUGUACUGAAGAGGAACUUGGCUGCACCAUUUUGGGGGGGCAGGUGUUGCCUGAGUUGUAAUGUUUUUAAAUGCUGUGACCUUGAAAUGUGUUUUUGCGCAUCAUACCUUUCUUCUUAAAGACCAGUAGAAUGCCCACUCUGACUGUAGGCAUAAUAUGGAGGGGUAGGACUUGGAUGCUGGAAUGAUUGGGGAGUUGAAUUGCGAACAGUUGCCUUUUAACACUGCUACCACCACUGCCCUGUACGCACCCACACAUACUCAAGAUCUCUGUUGGAGAGAGCUGGAUCUCGAUUGCCAGCUGCAGGGGCUGCUGGAAAGGGAUAUCCCUUUGGAAGAUGAGGCUGGGACCUGCUCUGGCGGCCCCUGAGCCAUUGAGACUCAAGCCCAUUCUGCCUGGCUUAGCCCCAUGAGUCCACGCUGCAGCAUGAGGGAACAUUUCUGGGAGUGAGCAGAACAGGCCAUAUGUGGAAAGGCACAGCUGUGUUGUGCUGCAGCAUGGUUGAAAGCAUCAUGGCAGUCUCCCAGCUGCCUGUUGAAGAGGCAGUUCUUCUAUCCUCUCCCCCCCCCCCCACUCACAGACACACGGAUGCCAGGGGAGGCUUCUUCCUCACGAACAACAGACUGUCUCUAAGAAUGGGAGAGAUUGGGCAUGGCUUCGCUAAACACAUUAAUGCCUUCACUGACUGUGAGCAUUUAAACCAGAAUGACUGGGGAUCAUAUAGUAUCAAGGGCUAUGAUUGAGAGAUACCACCCCAGAUGUGACAAGGUCUUUGACACCCACUUCUGGCAAUGGGGGUAAAACAGGGCAUGCCCUCCCCUUGAUUUUUGGAGUCAGGUCCAGGUUGGAUGCUUUAGGAAGAGCAGAGCCCCAGGGGGUCACCACAAGUCACAGCCAGACAUGGUUUUUAGAUGUCGUUUUUAAAAAAUCUCAGUAGUUUUUCAAGAAUGGCACAUUGCAUUCACUGUAGAUGUAUGUUCUUUUGGAGACCAGGAGCAGUGGAGGGCAGGAGGGAGUAACUUUGUAAAAAAAGAAAUAUAUAAUUAGUAUAAGCCUAUGGCAAAGGUAAUGUUCUGUAAAUAAGGUGUUUUUUAAAAAGAAAAACAAGGGUGGAUUUUGUUUCAGAAAUCUUAAGUGAUUAUGUCUAAAUAACCAUUGAGGUGGUUAGAGGUGUUGAAAUCCUGCUUGUGAAAGAGAGCUGCCUUUGAGCCCAGUCUGGUAGGAAUGUGCACUCCUUCACUGCACGGGCUACUGCAGGCGCAUCCCUGCUUCAAAGAAAACUCCACUAGACUUGCAGGAAAUAAUCGCUUGAUCCAGAACUAAGGAAAUGGACAGUGCAUCCCUGUGGUGCAGUACAGACUGAUACAGCAAAGCUCUGGGGGGGAGGGGGACAGGUUUGUAGCGAAAGUCCAAGACGCAAUCUCCCCCCCCCGCCGCCCUCUUGAGAGAGGGGCUCUCGAGUAUCUACUUCUUAGGAAACACAGCAAAGUGCUAAUAUCAGGGCAUCCCUAAAGCAAGUUAUAAUUAAAUACUUUCUUGUAUUAAAUCUUUUAUGUUUUAUAAACUAGAGGAUAGUUAUAAGUGGAAGCUGGUGAUGGCAAAAAGCAACCUGUAAUUUUUAAAAAAUCUGUGUGAAACUGUAGUUUGCAAAAAUGAUGUGUAUUUUUGGUUAACUGAUUUGCAAUAAAAUGAUGCUAGAGAGCAUCUAGAAUUUUACUAAAA